AGUCAUCCAUGCCUGGAACCUUUGGAACAGGGUCUGCAAAUACUGUCAGAAGAGAAAUUCAUAGUCCGUCCUCAGCCUCUCUGGGUGACUGCAGAAGACAUAGAAUUGUGUCAUCACAACAGAUGAGCGAGUUGAGGACUAUGUCUGAAUGUAUCCAGCUCUCAUUUGCUGUUUGUAGAAUUGGCAUUUACACGUGUUUUAGAGCACUUUGCUGCAAGGGACCGCCACCACCACGACCUGAAUAUGACUUAGUUUGCAUAGGCCUCUCUGGUUCUGGCAAGACAAGUCUUCUGUCUCAGCUUUGCAGUGAGAGCCUGGAGAAUAUCGUGUCUACCACAGGUUUUAGUAUAAAAGCGGUGCCAUUCCAGAAUGCCAUCUUGAACGUAAAAGAACUUGGAGGAGCUGACAACAUCAGGAAAUACUGGAGUCGUUAUUACCAAGGAUCCCAGGGGGUAAUAUUUGUAUUAGACAGUGCCUCCUCUGAAGAUGAUCUAGAAACUGCUAGAAAUGAACUGCAUUCUGCUCUCCAGCACCCACAGUUAUGUACUUUGCCAUUUUUAAUACUGGCCAAUCAUCAAGACAAGCCAGCAGCUCGCUCCGUACAAGAGAUAAAAAAAUAUUUUGAACUUGAGCCGCUUGCACGUGGAAAGCGUUGGAUUCUUAAACCCUGCUCCUUGGAUGAUAUGGAGGCAGUAAAAGACAGCUUCUCCCUUCUAAUAAACUUGCUAGAAGAGAGAGACUUCGAACCUUCAAGAAUGUGAAAUCCAAGAGAAAGGAGUGGUUCUCCAGACAUCACUGUACUUGCUCAUUCUGCACACAGUUUAAUUAUGGUGUGGUAUCAAGACUGAUCUGUGAUAUGUUGUUCAUACAGAGUUAGUGCAGAAUGUCCUUUUGUUAAAAUAAAUGUUCUGUGAGUCAGGUACACAACUAUUUCUAGUAGAGUUGUCUAUGCUACUGAAGUAGGAAGUUCCUCUUUGUUUACCACUAUUUCUGCACACUGCAUGUUGCUUUCUUGCUUUGCGAUCAUCCUUGAUAGGGAAUUUUGCGCGCACAAAAAUAACGUAGUCUGUAAAGGAGGAAUUCUAUGUGUUACCUUGGAUUUUAAAAAAAAACUAAUAUCUAAAUGAUUUGUGGGUCUAAUUUGUAUUAGCUUGUUUACUGACCUCACAGUAUGGAAAGCACAGCCACUGAGAACCUAGGAUACCUAAAAGGCAAGCAGUUUCAUGUUAAUGCAAAGGUUAUUCCUGAGGUUUUACUAAGUGAAAACACAGUUGACAAAUUAGUUGAGUCCUCUUUUAAAAUCACUCCAUGACCUUGCCAAAGGCAGAACAGUUAUUUUGCUGGAAGUUUGAUGAAAAGUGAAUUAACAAACAGAUGUGCACAGAUAACAAUAUUUGGGGAAAGUAGGUGACAUUAAACAGGUGAUCUAAGUAAAAUGAUUUUCUUAGAAAUAUGCAAAGGUUGGAUAAAGGAAUAAACUAAUUGAAAGUAGUUUUCCAUAAAAAAAGCAAGGUAAAUGUCUGUUAGUUCAUCUGUGGAGGCUUUAUUACUAGUUAGAAGUAUGAGUGAUUUGAAAUAAGGACUGCUUCCUUUAUCACUCAUUUGUAGACUACUACUGUAACAUUGCCAAGGCAUCUAUACCAUAAUUAAGGGUCUUCCAGUGUUUGUACUUCUCUUUUCAAGGGGAUUAUGUCUUGUUCUUUCAAGCUUACUCUGGGCUAAGUGUUACUUAGAAGACAAAAAAGUAUUCAUUGGAAAACAACAUUUGUAAUACAUUUAGAAAAAGCCCCUUUGAUUCAAGUAACACAGUCCACAUUUUCUAUUUCCAUGUUUUCCCCAGAUUUGCAGUAUUUUGGCUGCCUUUUGUUGAUUUUUUUAAAACUUUAUAACCCAAUUUUGUUCAUUAAAGAAAUGUGCCGGGCCACUUGUCACUGAGUCAGUGACAACAGGGGAUGUGCAGAUCAGUUGCUGGACUGGUGCACACCUUGAAUGCUGUGCCUUGCACAUUCAGCUACCCUUGAGUGUCUGCAAAUACAAACUGAUGUGAUGUGUCAUUAGUUUCUCAUUGAUUCUGCUUGUGUUCUGAAACUUAUAAUGCCAUUUUUCAAGGCUUUAAGCAGCAUAUCUUUCCACUCUGAGCAUUUAUAUUUUGUUUAAUGUUUAUUGUAGUUUCUCAUUAGUUUAUUUGGGGAUAAGAAAAUAGCAAAGAUCAGCUUUUAAAGGCUGAUAAAAGCCAUUUCUCUAUUACUUGCAAUUAUACUCUUUGUUAAACAAAUGUUUUUAAUAGGUAUUUUUGUUUACUUUUCAAUUUCCUUGGAUUUCCUGCAUUGCUCCCACUGUUUUAACUUGGUUCCUGUUAUCAGAAAGAAGCUGGGAAAACUGGUAAACUCCUUGUUUCAUUUUGAGAUAGAAUAGGCAGAAAGCCUGAAGGGCAUCUCCUUGCUUUGUUUUUUUAUUCUCUUUCCUACCAGGUCAAUCGUCUCACUCCUAGUACUCUUGGAAAUAACCAAGAACUGGAAUUGUUCCUUUUGAAGCACAGAGUAGCCCUGCUUUGGUUCAGUUCUCUCUGCACAUUAGUCGGGACCCAUCUGCCCAUCAGUUUCUCUUGUGUGGGUUAAGGAGGUUCCUUUCUCUGGAUUUAAGAAGGAAUUGGAUCUAAUUUACACUUUCAGACUCUCUCUUAGCUUACGUGAGAUUAGAGGCUACAGAGUCCUCAGAUUUCCACAAGGUCCCCAAAUUUCUGUCCUGUUUAGAGACAACGACAAGUAAGUGGUAAGGAGGAGGUGGGAAAAUUACUUGCCAGAGAAGGCAGGCAAAAUGGGGGAUUCAGAGCUUUUACUGCUUUUUCAUUGGCCAUUAGUUAGAAGAUGUGAAAUAACAUUUUUUUACUGUUUUUCCCCUUCUUUCCCUUAGUUAUGGACCAAAAGUUACAGGAAAUGAAAAUAAGCCCAACCAUAUUGCAUUCUUGAAAUUUUACUUAUUUCUGCCAUCAGUAGAAAAACCAUCGGUCUGGUCCAAAAACUUUAAUGUUUCCAAGUUACAUUUUGGUCAUGAUCUCCCAGAUAUGCACUGUUAGAAGGUGCUACAUGACUAACAUGAAAAAGGCCCAAUACAUUGAUGAGAAUAUGGUUUUGGCAUAUGCCAGUGGCCACUCAGACUAGGACCUUAAGGCAAAUGUCAACUGCACAGAAGCAGUGAUUUUGAUUUACCGAAUUAUUUUGAGUAUGCUUUUUCUUAUUAAUACAGUGAUCAUUCCUCACCACAGAUUGAAACAAUACCUCAUAACUGCUGAAGGCUAAAACCAACACUUAACUUUACUUUGAAUGUAGUACUUCUGUGGUUUUGUGUUGUAGAUAGACUUAAUGGAUGUGUACCUUUUUAAUGUCUAUAAGCAACUUCACCUUUUUGUGAGGGGAUAAAAACAUUCAGUAGCAGCUCAUGUCAUAAUUCCUUGUCUAUAGUGUUGUUGAAUGCUCUGGCUUGGUAGAAUAUGUAAGCACUAUGCAGUUUGCAUUCUGCUAACCAAUCUCAAUUGCUUCAGUUUUUGUUGGUUUGUUUUGGUUUGGUUUUUUUUAAUCUUUUCAAAUGUGUUCAUCAUUUAGGUGGAAUAAACUUGGGCACUAGGCUCUACUUUACUUGCAAGUUCAUUAAGGAGUGAACAUUUUCUUUUUUAAAAAGAUGUGCUUUAAUGUUCUUUAGCCAUCUGUUAAAUUACUUCGUGUGUGUAUGUGUGUGUGCCCACACUGGGCUUCUCAGACCUGUGGCUGUCUGCAGUGUCUCAGCCGUCAGAGUGAAAACAUUAUCAAUCAAUAUCCAACAACAGCUGGUUUUGACAACCUUCUGUCUGCUGCCUAAUGCUUUACAGCUCAUCAGUAAGACUUCUUUGUCUGCCCACUCUGAGCUGGUAAUCUUACUGCUUCCAUGUCGUGUCCUGUAAUUGUACUUCUAGCAUUUGUAUGGAUAAAAAGUUAAAUCUUAGUGGGUUUUGAUAUUCUUUCUUGCUGUAUAAUGCUCCAUGUGUAUCUUAGCUUGCCUAUUCAAAUACGCUAUACAAAAAUCUGUGAUGUAUUAUUUCAUUUAACUUCUUGCAUUUCAUUAUAUUUAUAGAAGUUGCAGAUUUUUGUACCGUAUUACUUAAUACAGUUGCCUUUUUGUAAUGGCAAUUAAUUUAUAUUACAAAAGUUUGUAUCUUUUCUGUAGUCAAAAAAUAUGAGUUAACUGCCAUAUUAUCUUAACUUUAUACUAAAAAUACAGUGUCUAUACAUGAAGUUGACCCAAUUAAAUGGUCAACUGCUGACGUGGGGAACCUGUACUGUUUAUGAUUUAUACAUAAUUUCCACUAUCAAAAAAAAAAAAAAGAAAGAAAGAAAAAAAAAAGAAAAUAAAUGCUGUGUAGAAUUGAGUUGAUAAGUUUUGAUUUCUUGAGAAAGUAGCCAACUUGGGAGUAUGGCAUAUUACCUUGAUUUGGAAUGUUCAAGAUUAAUUAUUUACCCAUAAGUGUAAAAAAAUAUUCCUGUAUAAAUCAUUGCUACAUCAUACGUAGUUACACAUUUACACACACAUACAUACGAAAUAGAAACUUUCAAAAAUUGACUGAUUUUUUUGACAGCAAGUUGUCAUUACUCUGGAAAUAUAUGUAAAUGGUUUUGCAGAUUUAUUGCUGAUCAGUGAUUGGAAUAAUCUUUAUACAAUUCUUCCAUAAUAUUAAAUUGAAAGACAUGUUUAUAUGAUUAGAAAUUAUUUUUAAAUAAAUGACAUGGCAAAGUACAUAUACAAAACAAAAGCUACAGAAGUUGAGCAAAGGAAUAUACUCUGGGGAAAAUAAAAGAUUGUUGAAACAG
Molecule: messenger RNA, 4841 nt
Organism: Manacus vitellinus (golden-collared manakin)
Lineage: Eukaryota; Metazoa; Chordata; Aves; Passeriformes; Pipridae
Gene: ARL15
Product: ADP ribosylation factor like GTPase 15
Exons: 7
Coding region: 9-761 (250 amino acids)
Molecular function (GO): GTP binding; GTPase activity
Source: RefSeq, a predicted model, not a curated record